This is a messenger RNA of Camelina sativa (false flax), 1655 nucleotides long. RefSeq lists its product as uncharacterized. Gene Ontology annotation, molecular function: protein binding. NCBI's taxonomy places the organism in Eukaryota, Viridiplantae, Streptophyta, Magnoliopsida, Brassicales, Brassicaceae. The record is from RefSeq and is a predicted model, not a curated record.
GCCCAAAUUCACGUCUAGACACGUGGAGUUAUACAACGCCUCGUAAUAAUACCAUUGCAAAAACAUAAAAUAAAUAUUAAAAAAAGCCCAUACAUCUUAUAUUAUUAUUACUAUUAAAUAGUAUAAUAAUAAAAGAAGGGUAUUAUAAUUGCUCUUCUUUCUCUCUCUCUCUGUAAGACAGAGUCUAUAGCAGCAGGCAGCUCAUUCUUUCUUCCUUCCUUCCUUUUGGGGCUAAACUAAAUACAAUUCACAUCGGAAACAAAUAUUCCUGACAGACAAACGAACCCUAAAGCGAGAGCAAUCCCCCACCCACGUUUUUAUUUUAAUUUGAUGAUCCUUUGAUUUAUCGAUGGAGAUGGAGAACCAUCGCCCCGGCGGCGGAAGCUUCACCUAUAUGGGCCGCAAAUUCAGCGAUUUAAGUGUCAACGACUCCUCCUCCGCUUUCAGCGAUUGUAACAGCGACAGAUCCGGCGAAUUUCCCACUGCUUCCUCCGAAAGCCGUCGUCUCCUUCUCUCUUGCUCCUCUGACAAUUCCGAUGAUCUCAUCUCUCAUCUCGUUUCGCUUCUCGAUUCCUCCUCCUCCGAUAACGACCAGAGGAAACAGGCUGCUAUGGAGAUCAGGCUCUUAUCCAAGAACAAACCUGAGAACCGGAUCAAAAUCGCCAAAGCCGGUGCCAUCAAGCCUCUGAUUUCUCUCAUCUCCUCUUCCGAUCUUCAGCUCCAGGAGUACGGUGUCACCGCGAUCUUGAACCUCUCUCUCUGCGACGAGAACAAAGACCUCAUCGCUUCUUCCGGUGCUAUUAAGCCUCUCGUCAGGGCUUUGAAAAUGGGAACCCCCACGGCUAAAGAGAACUCCGCCUGUGCUCUCCUCCGUCUAUCUCAGGUCGAGGAGAACAAAGUCGCCAUCGGAAGAUCCGGAGCCAUCCCUCUCCUUGUGAACCUUCUGGAAACGGGAGGAUUCAGAGCGAAGAAGGACGCCUCCACGGCUCUCUACUCGCUCUGCUCGGCUAAAGAGAACAAAAUCAGAGCCGUGCAAUCUGGGAUUAUGAAGCCGUUGGUGGAAUUGAUGGCGGAUUUCGGAUCUAAUAUGGUGGAUAAAUCGGCGUUUGUGAUGAGUUUGUUGAUGUCGGUGCCGGAAUCGAAGCCGGCGAUUGUGGAGGAAGGAGGAGUUCCGGUGCUGGUGGAGAUCGUUGAGGCGGGGACGCAGAGGCAGAAAGAGAUGGCUGUGUCGAUAUUGCUACAGCUCUGUGAGGAGAGUGUUGUGUAUCGAACCAUGGUGGCUAGAGAAGGAGCGAUACCUCCGCUAGUGGCUUUGUCUCAGGCAGGAACAAGUCGAGCUAAGCAAAAGGCCGAGGCGUUGAUUGAGCUUCUAAGGCAACCAAGAUCCAUUAGUAAUGGUGGUGGCAGAUCUUCUUCCCAACUCUGAGAUGUUUGAUUGACCCUUUUUUUUUUUUCUUUAGACAUUUUCUUCUUCUUCUUCUUCCCUUUUGUUUUUAUCUUUUUACACUCUUUUUUUUUUCUUUUUUUUACUGUUAAUGCGAAGAUACAAACAAUCAGAAAAGGGAAAGUAAAAAAAAAUGUAAAUAGUUUAUAUGUAGAAAAUUAGUGGGCUUGUAAUUUUACAUAUAUCUUGAGUUUGGCUUCUUCUUUUGUGA